Molecule: messenger RNA, 217 nt
Organism: Racocetra persica
Lineage: Eukaryota; Fungi; Glomeromycota; Glomeromycetes; Diversisporales; Gigasporaceae
Source: the annotation of a GenBank genome assembly
GUAUUGCUUCGCGGCAUCCAAAAUUAUUCGAGUUGAAUACAGAUCAAAAGGCAGUCAAAGCAGAAAUGCACCAGCGCACAACAAUAACAUGUUAAUGGAAGAAAACUCGGUACCAACGGGAAUAUCUGACAUAUGCAACUCAUGGAUGAAAUUGGCGCAAAGGACAGGCACUGAAAGAGUAGAUUCUUUCGUACCUGACCUUUUUUCCAUAGUAUAA